Molecule: messenger RNA, 2231 nt
Organism: Lasiosphaeria miniovina
Lineage: Eukaryota; Fungi; Ascomycota; Sordariomycetes; Sordariales; Lasiosphaeriaceae
Exons: 2
Coding region: 452-1837 (461 amino acids)
Source: RefSeq, a predicted model, not a curated record
GGCCAUUCCAACCCCGUACACAGUAAAGCGACAUUACAUCAUGGCGCGCCGUGCUGGGGACUUGCAAGUUGAACCUUCCCUCUUGCGAACUUACACUAGUCUAUGCACGCCUUUCUGCUCAUUUCAAAGGGCUCUUUACCAACGUCUCAUCUUGCUGCAGCAGGCGAGUUCUGGGUUCCGCACAACUUGAAAAAGGGCGCUUGGGCUCUUCAAGGACGAAGACGCGCCUGGUAUUGGUGGAGCGGCGUGUAAAGAGGCGGCGGCCACAGCCACUUCCACUUUGCCCUGGGUCUUCGUACACUACAGACUGCACUCCAUCCUCAGCCCCCGACCACCCGAAGCCGUUUCGUCGCUUUGAGAAUUCGACGGGCUGCCCAUUGACGCUUAUGACAUUACCUUGCAACGCUUGUCAGACACGGCCGCGUCAUGCUUCCCCAUUGCUAGAGAAGCAAUGCCCAAGAUAAAGCAUCGCUCGUCGCGCCGCGCGCCGCCGCCCAAAGACAGUGACUUUGACCACGAGAUCAAGCUAGUAGACCACUCAGCUCCCGCCCCACGAUCUUCGGGCCAGGACGAGUCAUCUCGCCCGACCUCGUCGCGCGAGACUGCCGAUGCGGGCCCAUCCUCGGCUCGGCCAGGCUCCGGAAUCGCACCCUACAGCCUGGACAAUGGUGAAGUCGGGGCUGUGGGGAAUGGGACCAGGACCGGCCCAGAUGACGAACGAGCCUCAUCUAUACCCAAUGGCAAUGGCCCCUCUGUGCAGGUCGAACAACCCACUCCCCUGCACGAACCCCAAGGGCCAGCAGAUACAGGAGCGUUGACGACAUCGACAGCGGCGGAUAGCAAGAUGGCCAAGUCAAACACCAAGCCGAAGUCGCCCGAGUCCGUGGUUGACAUUCUAUACGAGAACCAGAGAGGCGGCUUCCUCUGCGGCAUUCCGCUGUUCUCGUCCAAGGCGCUCGGCAAUCUCGACCCGCCGCCUUGGACCAACUCGGCCAACCACGCGAGCCCUACAGACAUAUACACGGCGCAAGUGCCGGAUCCAAGCUGGGAAUGGGGGUGGUCGGCCUGGCGGAUUAACCACGACGAUGAAGUGGACGAAGAUGGCUGGGAGUACUCGUUCAUGUUCUCCAAGAAGUUCUCGUGGCACAAGGCGCGCUGGUGGAACUCGUUUGUCCGUCGCAGGGCGUGGAUCCGGAAGCGAGUCAAAAAGGAUCAGGGUUAUCUCGAGUCGUUGGAUCCGCACAUGCUCAACACCGAGUACUUUACGAUUCGGUCGUCGAUGGACCUGAGCUUGGAACGCAGCCCUAGUAGGGGUGCCAGCAACCGGGGCAGUAGGGUGAGCUUGAGCACGGGGAAUCUCGAACCCGUCGAGAAGCCUGAUAUUGAGCACACCGACACGCUCCUGGCGGUGCUGCGCGAGUCUAGGAUCGACAGGGAGAAGAUUGAAGCCGUCGAUAACUAUCUAGAACACGCAGUGGACGACCUCGCGGGGCUGAAGGAGGCCAUGCACGAAGUCAUGUCCGUCUUUGUCUUCCAAGCGUCGCGCCGCGUGCUCUUAGUGAAGCUGACGGAAGUAUACGACAAAAUGGCUGCAGAGCAGAACAAGGCGGGCAAGGACCAAGACAAGGCAGAUGCCACUCAGAAAGAGAAGAAUCUUGAGGCGGCGAUCCACCACGCGGAUGAAGAAGUGAGAAGGCUCGAGUAUUGGAGUGACGUGAAGAGCAUGGCUGAGGAGGGAGACUCGAAAGGCGCGGCUGACCACCAGCAAGGUUGGGACCCGAGCUGGCAAGGCGUCGACAACUCUGGCCCGUCAGCGCCAGUGCCCGAGCACGGAUGAAGCAACUCGGGGGCACAACCGCAACGGAAGACGACUUGAUGACUAUAUCCCUUAUUAUCCUUGGUUAUUAUAGCUAAUUAUUAUAAUUCUGGUUAGCCGUGAGCGGCGAGGCAUGGCUUUGGUAAGAUGCCGCGGACAAGGGACCUGUACUACGGUAUUACCAAAAAGGGCUAGAAACUAUAUACCCCGCAAAAGAUUGGGUUCUAUUUCAGCGCAUAAAUUUGAACUUGAUGUGUACGUGUAGAAUCGCAGACUGAGGCAAUUGGGAAGGACGAGCCGCGAUUCAUUUUGGGGCAAGCUUCAAACCCAGGGUUAGGGUUCAUAGCAUCGGCAAUGUUUGACGGGAGCCCCUAACAUCGAUAUUACAGGUGGCUGCGGGGGCGGGACAGUCGCU